GACCUCCUCAAGUGAUUGCCACACAUGCCCCCACGCCCCUUUCCUACUUGCCAGCUGUGCUCUGGACCCCGAGUCCGUGCAUUGGUCUGCAGGUCCUCGGAAUAGCUGCAGAAUGUCCCCAUAAACCUGCGGAUCCUGAACCACACCUCGUGCACCGCAUUGGCUCUAACCUUCCUCCACCCCGGGUCUGCGACGGGGCCAAUUGAAAGAGGAUGGAGCUAGGAUCGCCCGCUCAUUUACCUCUGCCGCCGUCGAUUCAGUUCCGCUUCCAGCGAGGGCGCCUUUGAUCUCCCAGGCCCAUGUGUUGCCGUGAUAGGGCACCGACUCGUUGCAUUCGCAAGUUGCCUCAUGGUGUUGGAAGCCAGCGUUAUCAACAAAGCGGUUCUGGUGGGGCCUAGCAGGCAUGCGCUCAAUUCGCCUUCCCCGAUCUCCAGCCGAUGAUGGAGGGGUUGAUUGAUUCAAGAAGGCGCCCCUCCCGACUCGUUUCUCCUCCGCUGGGGCAGUCUAAUCACUCCUGUCCUCUCAAUCAUCUUCUGCCUCUUGUGCGCCAUGAGCUCUCUCACCAGUGUCUUUACUGGCUUCCUCCAGAGCGGUCCUGACCGUCUCUAUGUGUCCAUUGCGGGCACUGCCUUCUUUGUUUUCGCCCUCGUUGCAAUUGUCCUUUUUACGGCGUCGCGGAAGCGCAAGAUUGACUUAAACCAAGGUGCCUUCAGUUACUUGAAAUUCAUCUAUGCAAACUUCUUGAAGCCUCAUGACAGAGGCGGAAGUGGCCAACAAGAUGCGUUAGAGAGCUUCUACAAGACACAGGCUACCGUAUACGAUGCUACUCGCAAACGCCUCCUCCGCGGCCGUGAAGACAUGCUUGGCCUCGUUGCGGCUCAACUCAAAUACAAACUUGAAAACAAGGACCUUCAGGCGGGAAAGGCAGUCUGGGUUGAUAUUGGCGGUGGUACAGGGUAUAACAUCGAGGCUAUGGCCGCUUUUGUCUCCGUCCCGGAAUUCUUUUCCCACGUUUACCUUGUUGACCUCUCUCCAUCCCUUUGCGAAGUUGCUCGUCAACGCUUCGAGCGCCUGGGGUGGAAAAACGUCAGCGUUGUAUGCCAGGAUGCUCGUUCCUUCCGCCUGCCAGAGGACGGCAUCGAACCAGGAAAGACUUCGAGUGCUGGUGCCGAUGUAGUUACAAUGAGCUACAGCUUGUCUAUGAUCCCAGAUUAUUACAGUGUAGUGGACUCUCUUGGGCAACUGGUAAAGCCAUCCGGUCUCCUAGGAGUCUGCGAUUUCUAUGUUCAGAGUAUCGUCGAUGUCUCUUCCAGGAACUACAUCGGUGGUGCUUUCAACCGACACGUCAACUGGCUUGGCCGUGCAUUCUGGCGCGCUUGGUUCGAGGCAGACCGUGUGAACCUCGACGCUGCUCGCCGCGACUACUUGGAAUAUCGCUUCGGAACCGUCAUCUCCGCUAGCGAGCGCAACUACCUUCUUGGAGGCAUUCCUUACUAUAUCUUCAUCGGCUGCCACAAGGAUCUCUCCUCGGACAAAGCCAGCCGAGAAGCCCUCGAGAAGCUAGAUGCAUCCUUCACUGAAUCUCCCUACUUGUCGCCAGCCAACCAUCGUAAGGAGAUGGACAAGGCCGUUGCAAAGAGCGCACAAGAGAUCCGCUCCAAGGCCUACGAGUCGGCCGUCAUCAACUUGAGUUCCAACCUUCCCCUUCCCGCAUCAUUCUACCAGAACCACCAUUACCGCAUCUUCUACAACGACCUCCUCCCAAAACACACACAAUUCCAGAAUGAAUACAUCUACGCCUUCAACUGGGAAGACCCUCGGGUCGAUCACCGCCUAUUGAACAUCAAGCGUGACGACGUCAUUCUCGCCAUUACGAGUGCCGGUGACAACAUUCUGGAUUACUUGCAGAAGAGCCCACGUCGAGUGCAUGCGGUCGACUUGAACCCGAACCAGAACCAUCUCCUUGAGCUCAAGGUUGCAAGCUUUAUCGCCCUCGGCCACCGCGAUGUUUGGAAGAUCUUUGGUGAAGGAAAGCACCCGGAUUUCCGCAAUCUCCUUGUUUCCCGUCUAAGCCCUCAUUUGUCCAGCCAGGCUUUCCAGUACUGGCUUGAGCACACCCACGUCUUCACUUCAGCUUCUGGACGAGGACUAUACGAGACUGGAGGGUCACGACACGCAAUCAAGAUGGUCCGCUACCUCUUCAAGGUUUUCGGUCUUGAGGGCCAAGUGAAGAAGCUCUGCGAGGCUCAGACGCUCGCCGAGCAGCGUAAGGUCUGGCCGCGGAUUCGGUCAGUUCUGAUGAGCAGGCCUCUUCACUGGGCUGUCGUUUCCACCGAGUGGUUUGCAUGGAAGGCCGCUGGAGUCCCUCGAAACCAGCGGAACAUGAUUGUUGACGACUACUUCAAGCGUAAUGGCUUGACGAAAGAGAUGAAUAAUGCGAAGGACAUCAGCGGAAAGUCAAUCUGGGAGUAUGUCGUGGAUACACUGGACCCGGUGAUUCAGGACACGAUGAUCAGCAACGACAACUACUUCUACUUCCUGUGCUUGCAGGGUCAAUUCUCAAGAAGAUGCCACCCCGCCUACCUUUCCCCCCAGGCACAUGUGAAACUCGCUUCCCCAGGCGCCUUUGACGGUCUGCGUAUCCACACAGACGAGAUCAACGAAGUCAUUGGACGCAUCACACCCCGAAGUCUCACAAUCGCAGUGGUCAUGGACUCAAUGGACUGGUUCGACCCAGAAGGCACCGACGCCGCCGCCCAAGCACGCAAAUUCAACCACGCCCUCAAGAUGGAUGGCCGCAUCCUCCUCCGCUCAGCUAGCAUUGAGCCGUGGUAUAUCAAGAACUUCGAGGAGAACGGCUUCACGGCUCGACGGGUCGGAGCGCGAUUCCCAGGUAGCUGCAUUGACCGAGUAAACAUGUACGCAUCGACCUGGAUCUGCACGAAGACUCGAGAGCUUGAGCGGCCAAGGCAAGACAAGCGAUCCAACAGCGUGGAAUAUCUCGAGAUCUAAGGCAAUCCCCCCUCACCCGGACAUCUUUUCGCAGGCGAAACGUACCUACACAACACUACACUAUUGCUUACCCACGAUCUAUUUAUACCAUCUAUAUUUGAUAUUUUAUUUGAAAUCUGAAACGUAUACCCAUCUUUGCGUUUGUCGGAGGCGAUGCGCGGGAGUGGAUAUGUGACGACUGGCUGCAAUGAUGCAUACAUACUACAUACGAGUUUUAGUACUACCUAC
Molecule: messenger RNA, 3240 nt
Organism: Aspergillus calidoustus
Lineage: Eukaryota; Fungi; Ascomycota; Eurotiomycetes; Eurotiales; Aspergillaceae
Source: the annotation of a GenBank genome assembly